Vigna unguiculata (cowpea) is the source of this 869-nucleotide messenger RNA. Its product is annotated as protein DCL homolog, chloroplastic-like. Gene Ontology annotation, biological process: chloroplast rRNA processing; chloroplast organization. The record is from RefSeq and is a predicted model, not a curated record. NCBI's taxonomy places the organism in Eukaryota, Viridiplantae, Streptophyta, Magnoliopsida, Fabales, Fabaceae. Gene Ontology annotation, cellular component: chloroplast.
UUCAUUGCACAUCGAAUUUGAGCUUGACUCACGCAAACACUGACAUCACAGUAAUGGCCGCUAGGCAUUUUCUGCUUCACCGCCUUCGGCUCCAUAGCUUCCAAGGCUUCACGGUGGCGCCGCCUCAGGGCCACCGUCUGUGGUGCAGCGCCACCUCAUCACCGGAAGAAGCUACCGAGAACGCAUCAGGCGGGACCCACACCGGCUGCUCCGACGUCGAGGUGGAUUAUCCUAAAGGGUGCGUCAAAGAAGAGAAGAUUGUGAGCGACAUUGCCCCGGUCAUUCAGCUGGCCAAACAUAUUAUCUUCUCACCGAGGUACAAGAAUGGAGAGCCAUUGUCUAUGGAGGAUGAAAGAGCCGUAGCAAAGAAUCUUCUUAUUUAUCAUCCGGAUUAUGAAGAUAAAAUCGGGAGUGGUUUGUACGCCAUUACGAUGGUAGCAGGAUCGACUUCUCCUAUCGGGUGUGCCUUAAGGAAUACAUUGAAAAAAAGUACCAAACAAGUGCAGAUAGGUUUGUUAGUAAAAAGUCUCUUAAAGGAUGGACAGUAAUGUAUUAGAAUUUGUGUUGUUAUGAUUUAUCUUUUAAAUCUUCACCAUGAAUGUGGACUCAAUUCUCUGGCAACGAAUGAAACUAUGAAGUAAAGAAGAGAGCUACCACAUUAACUCACAUUUGAACUGUUACCACUUCACGUUGUGCAGAUGAGGCUUGGGAUGUUCGACUAGACCUUUUUGUUGACUAAGGUUACAAAACACAAAUUUACAAAAUUUCGGGAAAAUGAGUCGGAAUUGGAAAGCCUACAAUUUUACCUAUUCUUGAGAGUCCAAAUAAUACUUGGAUUUUAGUGAACAGUGGUUGCGUAUCUAAACGAU